Molecule: messenger RNA, 6988 nt
Organism: Antechinus flavipes (yellow-footed antechinus)
Lineage: Eukaryota; Metazoa; Chordata; Mammalia; Dasyuromorphia; Dasyuridae
Gene: HYCC1
Product: hyccin PI4KA lipid kinase complex subunit 1
Exons: 8
Coding region: 1921-3165 (414 amino acids)
Biological process (GO): phosphatidylinositol phosphate biosynthetic process; protein localization to plasma membrane
Cellular component (GO): plasma membrane
Source: RefSeq, a predicted model, not a curated record
AUUCACAUUCUAAUGUGGGAUAUAUAUGAUGUACGGAGUCAUUUGGAAGUAACCUUAGAAGAAAGUACUCUCCUUGAUGGAGACCAGGAAGAACUUCUUAUAAGAGGCAGGCUUGGAGCCAAGUCUGCAAAGAAGCCAGAAGGUAGAGAUAAAGAGGGAGAAUCUUCUAGCAAGAAGAAUAGACAGUGGAAAGGUGUAGAGAAGUGAGAUGAUGCAAGAGGAGUGACCAGCAAAGCAGUCAAGAAGGAUGAAGCCUGAGAAAAGGCCAUUCAAUCUGACUGCCAAAUGAUAUGGUUAGAAAUCAGAUUGAAAAGUACCAGGAGGUAGUGAGAAGAAUGGAAAUGGUGGCAAGAGUGGAAGAAGUUUGUUUUUUCCUCUAGGAUCUUGGUUGAGAAAUAGAGAAUGAUAGCUUGAAGGAAAUGGCAGAAUUCAAUCAAGAUUUUUUUUUAAAGAUGAAGAUUUAGAUAUUUUUAUUUGUAAGCAGCAGGAAAUAACCUAGCAUAUGGAGAGAGAGAAAGGACAAACUACUGGAAAAAUGAAGGGGAGGGCAUUGAGGGCACUUAAAGAUGUUGGCUCUGUCAAGGAGGGUAUUAUAAUACAGAGUAAUAUAGUACAGAGAAUGGGGGAUGAUGUCAGGGAAUUGUGAUAUAAAAAAGGCAGAAUAAAGGAGUUCACUGGGAAUCAUUAUUUUCUCAGUAUAGUCAAGUUGUCAGACUAUGGGGUCAAAAAAUUGGAUGUGUGAGAGGUUUGAGAAGGAAUAAAAGAUUUGGAAUGGCCUGUUUGAGGGAUGGGAUAGAGAAUCAGUUAGGAGUAAAAGGAUAGCCUUGCAUUUUUGAGGAAGACCCAGUUAAGAAUGUCUAGCAAAAUUAGGAUUAGAUCCAAUCAGCCCCUUUAUAACUUCUUUAGUUCUGUUUAGUAGCAUGGGAGUAGCAUGAAGGAGACAGUUGGUGGGAGAAACCCAAGUUUGGGUUUUGGCAAAGUAUGAGUAAUGAUAGAAUAAGGGGACAAGGAAUUUGAAAGUAGAAUACAUAUAGUCAAAUAGGAAUAACUCUAGGGUCAAGAUUAGAAAGGGUGAUGACCUCCGGAAAAACUCUGAGAUGUGAAAUGAUUGGGGUCAUGAUGAGGAUGUAGAGAGAUAAGACGUAGGGAAAAUGGAUGCUCAGAGGUUGUGAUCAGUUUGAGAAAUAUCAGAACUUUUGGCUAUGGAAGUAAAACACUUGUAGGUAAUGGGCAGGUGUAAGGGGUGGCUGUCCCUGUGUGUGAUUCCAGGAGAAUAGAAGAGGAGGUCAUGGACUUCAGGAUGUUCGAUAUCAGCAUCAAUAUCUUAGCUAUUAUGAGAGUAGGCUCUGGGCCCUAAAGGAAGACAGUGAGCCUGGACUUUGGUGGACUUCAACUCCAUAUGAAUCAGUUGUGUGCCAGAAAGGCAAAGGUGAUCCCAGAUUGCCUUGAGAAGCUUCCCUUCAGAGACUGUACUAAGAGAGCAUUGGCCAGAGAGAAGCUGCUGUGCCCUGCCCUGCCCUGCCCUAGCUGCAUGUCGCAGUUGAGAAAUAUCAUUGAUAAACUAGAAAGAGACCAGGAGAUAGAAAUGAACUUUGAUUUUUUUUUUUGCCAAAUGAAGAUCUUUUGAAGGAGCUGGGGAUGCUUGACCCAGGGAAGCAUGGUUUGUCACCUAGAAGAAGCCUUCAACCUGUUCUGCUUGUCCUCUGGAAGUAGCAUGCUAAGCAAUCUGGCUGCAGAGGCCUGUUAAGGCUUGAGUCACCUGGAUACCUCCUUUCAGUGUUUGGGCUGUGUGCUCUCACUGGAUUCUUCAAGCAACAUAUUGGGAGCCUUGGAAGCUCUUGGAAGUCCCAUCUACCCUCACACAUCUGUGAUUCCUGCACAUUGGAGACAUCCUUUGUGAAGAUGUAUUAGACAACAUGGAUGAAAACUGCCUGUGAUGUGAAGGAAAUAGUUGACAAACAGGGACAUAACAAAGUGUUGAGUUUUACAAUCCCAUCUUUAUCUAAGCCAUCAAUAUAUCAUGAACCUUCCAGCAUUGGUUCCAUGGCUCUGACAGAGAGUGCUUUAAGCCAGCAUGGUUUAUCAAAAGUUGUUUACAGUGGACCUCAUCCUCAAAGAGAGAUGUUAACAGCUCAGAAUAAGUUUGAAGUGUUGACAUUCCUUUUAUUGUGUUACAAUGCUGCCUUAACCUAUAUGCCCAGUGUUUCUCUUCAAUCGCUGUGUCAAAUUUCUUCAAGAAUUUGCAUUUGUGGAUACCCUCGACAACAUGUAAGAAAAUACAAAGGUAUAAACAGCAGGAUUCCAGUUUCUUCAGAAUUCAUGGUGCAGCUGUUAACAGGAGUUUAUUUUGCCUUUUAUAAUGGAGAAUGGGAUAUGGCUCAGACGGCCCUGGAAGAUAUCCUGUACAGAGCCCAGUUGGAGUUGUAUCCUGAACCGCUGCUGGUUGCUAAUGCAAUAAAGACUUCGUUGCCUGCGGUUGCCAUGAAAUCUAGUAAGGAGGGUAAAAGAAGCAUUCAGGUUGAAAUUACCCAAACUUCCUCGAGAAUAUCCAGAAAUGCCGUAACCAGCAUGUCAAUAAGAGGGCAUAGAUGGAAAAGACAUGGUAAUACAGAUUUAACAGGCCAAGAGGAGCUAAUGGAAAUAUCUGAAGUAGAUGAAGGAUUUUAUUCCAGGGCUGCAUCUAGCACCAGCCAGGCUGCCUUAUCAAACACCACCACCACCAGCAAGAGCAGUGUAGGAAAGAAUCCACGGAGGUCCGGAGGAAGCCGAACCGGAGGAAAAGAAAAGGAGGAAUCGGGCAGAGAGCACUCAGCUCGGAAACAAAACCCAAGAGCCCUGAGUGAGAACCUCGAGCUGCUGUCUCUGAAGAGGCUCACUCUGACCACCAGCCAGUCUCUGCCCAAGCCUGGCAGCCACAGCCUGGCCAGGACCGCCGCCACCGUCUUCAGCAAGUCCUUUGAACAAGUCAGCGGGGGCACUGCCCCCCACCCGGCUGCCGUGGGCAGUGGAGGGUCGGGGACAGAUGCCAAUAGGUUUUCGGCUUGCAGUCUGCAGGAGGAAAAGCUGAUUUACAUCUCGGAAAGAGCCGAGCCUCAAGCUCCACUCAAACACCCGCCCAGUCAGCCGAGACCUCCCAGCAUCAGCAUCACCCUGUCAAGUGACUAGCGUCUGGGACACGGCCCGCCAGGCAGCAAAUUGAGAGGUUUCCUUCCCUUCUAUGUGCUUCAUCCCUGUUUCUGAGAAGUCACAACUGUUGAGAAUUCUGGAGGUCAGCUGGAAUGGCCAGCGGUGUCUCCGCUGCAGUGCGUUACAGCCUAGUUUAUUUAGCUUUUCCCGGACAGCGCCCCUUUCUCCCUGGCCCCCCAGCUUGAGGAAGGAAGUCGGGGAGCAGUUCUGGCGGGUUGUCUGAUGACUUUGGCCACAGCCUGGCUGAGGCUGACUGUUUGUUAGUUGGAUUGUGACCUUCAGUGAGGAGGGACAGCUUCUCCCCAUGCUUUUUACUGGUGAUGAAAAGGGGAAGCAGUAGUGAAACGCCAGGAAUCCUACCUCCCUCUUAGUGCGUCUGUUGGGCAGAGGCGUCGGGCCUAGGAGCAAGCCUGCGGUGCUGGGGCCUCCGGCCUCCAGGAAAGUCUCUCCCUCAGUUGGGACCAGAGUUUGAUCAGAAGCCUAGGGACUGGCUGUAUUGUUGGAUGUCGGGCCCCAAAAGGUGAAGGAAGGAUGUAGCCGUAGUGGGCUCCAGCUGGAGCCCGAGAGCACCUGCCUGAGGGCCCAUUGCUUUGUUGUGUUUGCUGCUGCUGUGGAGCAGGUCAACCUUCUUUUCAUGGUUUCCUUCAUGUUGUAGUAGGCCCUGGAACUGAGGAGGAGCAUGUUUGUCCAGCUCUUCUACUUUGGAAAUUCCUGUUAGUUUGAUCCUCUAGUUAAGAAAAUGCCCUUCUGGAGAUGGCUGGAAAAUCACUGUAAAUCUCUGAAUAUCAUUCCAGCAAAAAACAAAAACAAAAAACAUUAAAAAAAGAAAGAAAAGAAAAAAAAUGUUUAAAUGGCAAGAUAACUGUCCAUUUUUACUCUUGUACGGUGUGAAGUUUCUAUGCAAAUAAAGGAAUUUAGAUGUUAAAAGUUUUACAAUUACACAGUGUCAUGAAAAGAAUAAAGAACAACAACAAAAAAACUAUAAAAGAACAUAUGAGGUAUUUACAUAGUGACUGUAACUGAGCUUUAUCAUUUUCCUGCUUUGGGCCUGUAAACUUAAAAUCACCACAUAGGGACAAGUGGUGGCUUUGUGUUUGUUUCUGCUUCAUUUUAUGUAUUGUUUAUAGUUUAAAUAGUCCUUAUAUUUAUUGGAAAAAAAAAUGACCAAAAUGAUGGGCUUCUCCCUCUAGCUUUUUACCUGUUCCUCUCUGGAGCCUCUUCUACUAAAAGUAAAAUGUCAUUUGCAAAGAAAAAUGAUGAUGACUUUAGAUAUUUCCUGUAUCAGUCUUUCUUUAGGCCUGGGUCAAAAGCAUGAGAAGAACAUGUUGUGGAAGGGAGGAGUGUCCAUUAAAGUACUGAUUUAAUAAAGCCUAGGUCAGAAGUAAAUCUGUAAAAACCAAAGCACAAACCGGUGACUUUCAGCCCUGAAUACCAUUGAGUUGGAAUAUUAUAGAGAUUUCUUUUCUUUAGGUUCAGGUGUUAAACUUGGGGUGAGCUCUUAGGCCUGUAGAGCAGCUAAUGAACAGAAGAGGUCCAGGGGGGGAAAGCUCCUGGGGCCAAGGAGCAUUUGUAUCCCUCGGCAAGGAGGGCUGGGGGCCAUUACAAGUGCUUGGCCAAGAUCACUGGGGAUUCCCUCCCUAUUCCUCCUCUGUAAGGAAAACAAAGAGUUGCAGGGCUUUUUCCAUAAUUGUCACGGUUGUAUCCUUAAUGAUUUCAUAGCUUUAGUCUUAAUCUCAAGCAGUUUAUUACUUUGCUGGAGUCUCAUAAGGGAAAUUCAUGCAGAUUAAGGACGUUUUGGUGGUUGGUGCCCCAGGCUGCAAACUCUCAGAAGAAAGCAUUGAUAUGGAGGAGGUGCAAAUUGUAGGCCUGACAUCAUUCUCACACUGUUAUGAAGCCUUAUUUUGGUAUUGGGAAUAAUAAUGCAGAUCAGUCAGUAGGCUAAUGAUUAGAGCUCUUUCACUUUAGAAUUCUCAGUAUUUUCAUCCCAUUAUUCUCAUGCUCUAUCAUGGAAAAAUUACUUGAGAGUAAAACAUAGGAAAAUUUUAGAGUAGUUUUAUAUACGUUACAUUUGUUUGACAUUAACUUAUAGCAUAUAAUGAUAACAACUACAGCAGUAAAAUAACGGAUAAUAGUACCCUAGAUCUCAUUCUUGGCAAGUUGACAUAAAACAUGACAGCUGGGCUAUGGUUAUCUUGACAUGGGGGUAUAGUUACAGGACCCUAUCUCUGGCCUACAGUAAUGGUCUCUGACAACUAGCAGAGAUACUGGGUCGAGAUUCUGAUCUCCCUCCCCGCCCAGUCACCCAGAAGGACUUAAGGACAUUUCUGGUUCCAGUCUAUAGGGGCUCUAGGAAUAUCCCUCCCACCCUGCUACUCUCCUUCCACUUCAGCUUGGAGGAUCCAUGAGAGUAUAAGAAUAAAGCAAUUCUCUCUUGAGUGGGAGAUUCAAGAGAGCAUCAUACAGGUUCUUUGAGGUGCUAGGAAGAACAGGAUCUAUAUGCCAUCCCAGAGAAACCAGGAGCUCUCAGGGCAGAAGGAAAUCAGAGUUUAAGCCAAGGCUUAAGGAAAAGGGCUGAUUCCUAGGGACCUCUCACCUUGGAAGCCUGGCUGAAGGUCCUUUUAGAGAAGGAAUAUUUAUCCUUUUUAAUUUGAAACUUUCAUCAUAUAGUACUCUUUCUUAAACAUUAUUUGAAAUGUUUUAAGUAAAAGGAAAUAUGUAUUUGAACCUAAACACUUGGAAUCCAUCCCAGUUUUAAGGGAUUACAUUUGGAAAUUAGAUAUUUGGAAAAUCAAAAUGAGAGCAGUAGCACUGUGGUCAGUUUUAUUAGUAAUCUGGAGCAGAAGGCAUUCUUGCAGUUAUGAAGACUUGAGAAAGUGAUGGAGUCUGACACUCAAAUUUAGAAGCUGACCCCAAGUUCCACUUUGUGGAAGGGCAAGACUUUGACAGAUAUGUUACCAUUGAGAGUCCGCAAAAAUCUGUAUCUUUUAAAUCGCUCAACCUUUUUUUGUAGCUUAAAAAUCUCAGCUUAGGUAUAGAUAGGUGUUUUAUUAUAUAUAUAGGUCCUUUGAUUCUGAAGAGAAAAUAAUUUGUGGCCCUUUAGAUACUCUUACUAAAGAUCGUAGUUUUUAAAGAUUGUAUGAUGGAACCUUCCCAGUCAUGGGAAAAAGGAAGAUGACUUUUGAUUGGGAUAGAUUUUUUCCAGGUUUCCUUAGUAAAAUUACUCUCAGUACUGUCCAUUAUUCAUAUCAGUGUUAUAAGUACAUUGGAAUUCCCCAUUAGAGAUAUAAAGUAUAUUUUGUCUUUUUGUACUAUGUAAUUCUCGUAUUUUAUAACGACUCCAUAUCUACAGAGACUACAAUACAUCACGGGACAAAGUGGAAAAUGUAUUGUUACUUUUUUAAAUAGUAGAGGACCAGUUAGUGCAAGAGUAUAUAUACAUUGAUGUGAAGUUUGGUUUUUUUUAUAAGUCAGAUCUAAGAUCUUAUUUCUUAAAAUUGCUUUCUCAUAUCGUUUUUGUUGUGCACCACUUCCCUUGUUACCUCUUCUGAUCGUGUAGUGAUACUAACCUUUUCUUAGUAAAGAUUUUGUUUUCAAUUGUAUAUCUAGAGUUUACAUUCCUGAAGAAUCAAUCACAAGUUGAAAUACUUUUUAUGUGUUACUUACCUUUUUAUGGCAAUGAAAAUAAACUGGAGUUUAGUUUUUUGAAGUUUUGUAUAUUGUGUGUUUUCCAUCCACAGUCCUUUCUAUAGCAGAAUGUUGCUGCAAAUAAAUAGGUUUUAAUAAAAUAAAAGUUGAACUAAAA